AAAAUACUCGAUCUUAAUUAAUUAAAAAUUAUCAAAAAUAAAAUAGUUAAAUUAAAUUACAAUUUCAUUGAAAAUAUUUAAAUUUUUAUGCUUAGCUCAUACAGCCUACGCUUAUUGUGAAGUGUUGACAGAAUCUGAACUGAAGCUCCAAAUCAGCUCAAUUCUCACGCUAGCUCCUCUUAACCCACCUCACAAAUCUCUAACUGAAAACACUUCUCUUCUUGUUUUAGCGCUUUACCCACGAGAGACAGAAUUCAAGAGAUGGCAAUACGGAGGCUGUUGUUGCUCUUGAAACCAUUUAACGUUUACCCGUUUGGCCAAUCUAAGAACCUCCCUCCCAUCACCAAUCCUCAGGUGUUACGCUAUCUGGAUAAUAGGCGUAGGGUUCACAAGGAUGCCGUAAACUUCUGUCAAGACAUUUUGCGGCAGAAGUCAGUUGAUUGGGAACCCAUUUUACGCACUGAUCUUUUGCAACCAAUUCAUGGUUUUGAUUUAGUCAUUACCGUUGGUGGUGAUGGCACUCUUUUGCAAGCAAGUCAUUUCAUGGAUGACUCAAUUCCAGUUCUUGGAGUGAACUCAGACCCCACACAAGUUGAAGAGGUGGAGGAAUUCAGCGGUGAUUUUGACGCUACUAGAAGUACUGGCCAUCUAUGUGCAGCUACUGUCAAAAACUUUGAGCAAGUACUGGAUGACAUCCUUGGGGGUCAAGAAAUUCCUUCUAAUAUAUCAAGGAUGUCAGUAAGUGCAAAUUCACAACUGCUGUCAACAUAUGCUCUUAAUGACAUAUUGAUCGCACAUCCAUGUCCUGCAACAGUUUCACGGUUCUCAUUCAAAAUCCAAAGGGAUGGUGAAUCAUGUACCCCAUUAGCAAAUUGCCGAUCAAGUGGUCUCAGAGUCUCAACUGCUGCCGGAUCAACUGCUGCAAUGCUCUCAGCAGGUGGAUUUGUAAUGCCUAUUUUAUCUCAGGACCUCCAAUACAUGGUAAGAGAGCCUAUUUCACCUGGAGCCGCCAUCUCUAGCCUAAUGCAUGGGAUAAUAAAAUCAGAUCAGUCCAUGGAAGGCAGAUGGUUUUCUGAGAAGGGUUUAAUAUAUAUAGAUGGCUCUCAUGUAUUUCACUCUAUCCAAUAUGGGGAUACCAUCGAAAUAUCUUCCAAGGCCCCAGUUUUGAAAAUUUUCUUGCCUCAUAUUAUGUAAUCAUGGAGUGCAUGCGAAACCAGUUGAGAAGUGUAAAUAUCCAAAAGAGAGGGAAAAUGGAAAUCGUGUGAACAUUAAUUGUGAGCUAA
Messenger RNA from Hevea brasiliensis (rubber tree), 1283 nucleotides. Its product is annotated as NADH kinase. Gene Ontology annotation, biological process: NADP+ biosynthetic process; NAD+ metabolic process. The coding region runs from base 262 to 1194 and encodes 310 amino acids. NCBI's taxonomy places the organism in Eukaryota, Viridiplantae, Streptophyta, Magnoliopsida, Malpighiales, Euphorbiaceae. Gene Ontology annotation, molecular function: NAD+ kinase activity. The record is from RefSeq and is a predicted model, not a curated record. The transcript is spliced from 5 exons.